GUCUACAGACGUCUUUUGAUGAUGAUUGGCAGGCAGGCAGGAUUACUGCUGACAGCUAUCGCAAUGGCACGGAGGACGGAGCUCUGGCGUACAAACUCCUCAUCCAGACUGGCUCCAAGAAGGAGCCUUUUAACUACAGCCAGCUGGUUUCUCGUCGGCUGGUAGACGCUGAGGGUCUGAUCCCCCCAGAGGUGUUUUACAUUUACCUGACCGUUUGGGUCAGUAACGAUCCUCUCGGCUACGCUGCCUCCCAGGCCAACUUCUACCCCCAUCCCAGAGAGUGGAUUCACGACAAGUAUGACACUACAGGGGAGAAUCUGCGCAUUCCAGCUGCAGAGCCCCUUGAGUUUGCCCAGUUCCCCUUCUACCUUAACGGCCUUCGACAGGCCAGUGACUUUGUGGAGGCCAUAGAGAGCGUGCGGGCCAUCUGUGACGAGUUCAGCCGCAAGGGAGUGUUCAACUACCCUAACGGAUACCCCUUCUUGUUCUGGGAGCAGUACAUUGGCCUCAGACACUGGUUCCUGCUGGCGAUCAGUGUGGUUCUAGCCUGCACCUUCCUGGUCUGUGCGAUCCUCCUGCUCAACCCCUGGACUGCCGGCAUCAUUGUAAGCCAACAAUCUAUUCAUCACGUCCUACUCUUCCUCAUCCUUCCCACUAUUUUCCAUUCUGGCCUAUUUCUGUCUCACCUUGUCCCUCUCAUCCUACGUCAACAACAUCAUUACCCCCUUCCUCCCGCUCCUCUUCCUCUCACUUUCUUCUCACCCUUCUCAGCACAGCUCAAUAAUGCUGUCUAG
Molecule: messenger RNA, 794 nt
Organism: Paralichthys olivaceus (Japanese flounder)
Lineage: Eukaryota; Metazoa; Chordata; Actinopteri; Pleuronectiformes; Paralichthyidae
Source: RefSeq, a predicted model, not a curated record